Molecule: messenger RNA, 1144 nt
Organism: Vollenhovia emeryi
Lineage: Eukaryota; Metazoa; Arthropoda; Insecta; Hymenoptera; Formicidae
Exons: 7
Coding region: 1-927 (308 amino acids)
Source: RefSeq, a predicted model, not a curated record
AUGGCCAACGGCGGUGGAACGAGCUGCCCGGGUCCGUUGAAGUAUUACGAGGACCUCGGGUGCACGCCGGAGUAUAAAACUGCCGGGGACCGUUGCCCGGUAAGAUACAACUGUAGCCAUAUGCAGACGAGAGUUCCGAACAAAUGUUACAUCAAUGGUCACGAGUACGAGCUAAACGAAACACUUAAACCGAUGGAUGCAAAUGUUUGCGACAACAUGUGUACUUGCAAAUAUCCGAUCGGAAAACCUGGAAUCGCUGCAUUUGAGUGCACUGAUAUUAAAUCUGUAUGUCCGACGGAACAUGUAAGAAAAGGCUGCUAUCUAAUGCACGACCUGUCAAAAUGUUGCGGAGAUCCAACGCAAAUUUGUCCUGAAAAGCCGGAAGACAGAGGUACUUGUGUCGUAGACGGUAAAGAAUAUAAAUAUGGCGAAUAUUUCCGGGUGAAAUCAGAUCAUAGACUGAAUUGCGUCUGCAAACCGGGAUAUGAAGGUAGAAAUGUUCCGCCCUUCUGCGAAAGGGCUAAUCACUCAAUCUGCGAUCAUCCUGCAUUCAGUCACAAGCAACAUUUUUAUCAGAAAUGUGCUCCUGUUUUUGCGAGCGAGCAUGCGGAUCCAGACAGAUGUAUUUUGCGCAUGAGAUGCAGGAACCCUAAUGACAGAGUUGUCCGUAACAAUUUCGAAAAUUUGGGUGUGGAUGAGUUUGACGAGAGAAAUAUGUGCGAGUUCGGUGAUAUAUUAAUGCAAAUUGGCGACACGCUGGAGCAACUUCAGCCCUCUGAUUGCGUUAUGUGCAUUUGCCAAGUACCGCCCGUUCCGACGUGUACAUUUUUGUCGGACCAGGGAUAUUGUUAUUUCGCAGGUAUUGUUCCUCCUCGUCACGAGGACGUACAACCCGUUACUCGUCCUCACAGGGAGAAAAAUGUAUAGGUAUUAGUAUAUAAGAAUUUGUGCACCAAACAUCCGCUCGAUGUUUCUGAACUCUAAGAUAUUACAAUUACUUUUGUUACGCGGAAAACUUUGUUAUACAAUUUUACUCGAAUAUUUUUAAAUAUAAGGACAUAUGUACAUGAAUACUUUUAUAUACAAUUUUAUAAACUGUACAUUAAUAAAUGCUGCCAUCCAUGAUAAAAAAAGUUUUCUUUGU